Exophiala oligosperma is the source of this 1923-nucleotide messenger RNA. RefSeq lists its product as uncharacterized. Lineage: Eukaryota; Fungi; Ascomycota; Eurotiomycetes; Chaetothyriales; Herpotrichiellaceae. The record is from RefSeq and is a predicted model, not a curated record. The transcript has 2 exons. Bases 44 to 1108 code for a protein of 354 amino acids.
GAGAAUUCUACGCGACAGUUUCAAUCGUCUCCGUGCCCUGGGCAUGAUGAGCCCUCUCACAGAGAUAGCCCUGUGGGCUUUGGCAUUCGGUAUUUCCUUCUCCAAUGCGUUGCCUUCGGUACCCGUUGCGACCGAUCCCAUUGUCACAACGAGCACUAUUACGACGGCUGUUCCAUCACUGGUCACUAUCUACUCCAUUAUUCCUGCAACCGACGACUCGAAUGCGUUGUCCACGAUCACAACUACUAUAAAUGGUCAAGAGGUGAUUACGAUCUCUUCCGGCAGCGUAGUCGCGGGCUCCAGCACCAGCACCAUUGUGUCGACGUUGACGGUGACCACUACUGAAGUUGUGGUCAGCACAAUUGGAUACUCGACAGUAUUCGGUCCAGACCCCGAGCCAACGGCGACCCCUGCCUCCACGCCGGCCACGAUCCCCAAUUCAGCGGCACCUACAACGCCCAUCAAUGACCCAGCUACGACGAGUGUUCCGCUGGGAACAUCGACGACUGUGUCCAACGAAAUAGUCAGCUCCUCGGGUGCCAGCACUACGAAAGGGGCUAUUGAGACAGCGAGAGUGACAUCCUCGACUUCCUCGUCCGCUUUGGCAGCUGUAGCAACAGCCUCUGGGUCGUCAGCUUCGUCUGCGUCUUCCUCGCCCUCACUGUCAAGCGGAGCCAAGGCAGGAAUUGGCGUCGGCGUUGUGAUAGGCGUCAUAGGUCUUAUCGUUAUAUCCUUUUUCCUGGGCCAACGAUACUCACGCAGGCGGCGAAACGAAGCCAUUAGCCACUCUCACACAGAUUCUGGCGGCCCAGAUCAGGAGAAGGAUGUUUUCCUGGCUGGUCGUCCUUAUGAAGAAACGAAUCCCGAUCAAUAUGCAGGCGGAUCGACUAGUGGCAAGCAUCAAUCUUCCCCAGCAACAACAGAAGUUGGGAGCACUUCGCCCGGUACGAAGUUUGCCGAUGUACCAAGUCCAGCCGUGUCAUCCUACCAUAGCCCCGGUGGAGAGCUUUCUGCUCUCCCACCACUCAAGGACGACGACAUGUAUGUGGGUGUGCCGAGCUAUAUGUCAGGAUCGAAAAGGUGGAGCAUGAAAGAAUAUGAAACAUGAAGGCGUUCACUUCAGGCACGAGUUUGCUUCAAACAAAAUCGGCUCCGAUCGUCGAUCAGGCAGGGCCAAAGAGGCCAGAGGAGGUGUAUAUCACACGAGUUCCAACUCUUUGGAUGCCCAUCUUCUGGCACAGCUGGCCCUUCGAGAUUGGCUGGUCAUCAUCUCAUCAUCUCAUCAUCACAAAAUGAAGACAACGUGAUGUUCCUUCGCGAGUUUGGAAUAAAUGCUCGGCUUCUGUCCGCGUCAGGGCUGUUGGGCCUCUGGCCUCAAGAGACGCACACUCAGUCGCGAACUAUGAACGUCGCACCGAGUUGCUUCACCGACUCGUCAGCGACGAUCGUCUACUGUUACAAUCGCGCAUUCUCAGACACAGCAUAUUUGCUCCAAAAAUCAGCACUCGCCGAAUUUGGGAUGACAGUGGGUUUGAGAGCUCCCCAGGAUGCUUCCAAGGACCGAGUUCCUCACUGUUGCUUGUAGUCUUUACAUGCGACCCACCUACCUAUUUUUUUUGGCAACGAUGAAAGAGUUUCGAACCCAGAGCUUGUGUUGGACAAGGCUACGCUGGAGUCUUGGGCAGAUUACGGGAAGAAAUCCACAAAGGCCUGGCUGCGGCAGAUCAGCAGUUCUGGCCACGAUGGACCUGAUAAUCAUCCCAAGCGAAGUUCCCGCGGCUGGAAAAGUGCCUGGGUCGGACAAACCCACGUUUUGUGUUCCGGCAGUACCUGAGCGAAUCACGUGUAGCGCUAGGACGGAACUGUGGCUUAUGCUGAAGGUUGAAGAUUUCACGUCUUGGUACAUAGAGCAAUCCAGUCGAU